Molecule: messenger RNA, 527 nt
Organism: Rubroshorea leprosula
Lineage: Eukaryota; Viridiplantae; Streptophyta; Magnoliopsida; Malvales; Dipterocarpaceae
Source: the annotation of a GenBank genome assembly
AAAGAGGCCAACAAGCUAAGGUCAUAAAACAGAUUCUGGAGCCCCUCAUUCCUCAAUCUCAAACUACUUACGCUUGUUCAGAUUUAAGAAGAGGAGUAAAAUGGCCGGUGGUAGGGUUGCUCAUCCCACCUUGAAAGGACCAAAUGUUGUGAAGGAAAUAUGUAUAGGGAUAGCUCUAGGCUUGUGUGCUGCUACUGUUUGGAAGAUGCAUCACUGGAAUGAGCAGAGAAAAACAAGAACUUUCUAUGACUUGCUUGAGAAAGGUGAGAUUAGUGUUGUUGCUGAAGAAUAAACUUCCUAUGUUCAUGUUGGUGUUAUGAAAAUAUGGACAGUUCAGCAUCCUUUCCUCUUUUUUUUUCUUUUUUUUUGCCCGUUUUACUUUAUCUGGCUCUGAAAUGUAGAAGAGCAAACUCUGUUUGAGAUUUUUAAGAAUAAUUUUAUUGUAAUCAGAUCUGCACAACAUAUGUUCCAAGAAAAUUGUGAAGUUUCUUAAUGGGAUUUCUUUUCGGCAGUGUCAAUUUUGCUUU